This is a messenger RNA of Durusdinium trenchii, 972 nucleotides long. NCBI's taxonomy places the organism in Eukaryota, Dinophyceae, Suessiales, Symbiodiniaceae. The record is from the annotation of a GenBank genome assembly.
AUGGUGAGCAGCAAAGCAGCAGCUCAGAAUGAGCGCUCUUCGGAGCGCAACGACAAGGUCGAUCGAAAGAAGGCGCCUGUGGCACCGCCAGGAGGAGACGUGCUGCGGCUGCGUGGCCUACCCUGGUCGGCCGGGCCGGCGGAGAUCGCCCAAUUCCUCCACGAGUAUGGAGUUAAAGAAAAGGACGUCACGAUGUGCGUCACCGAGUCAGGGCGACAAGACGGACAUGCUUGGGUAGUGUUCCCAAGUAAGGACAUCUCCAAGAAAGUGCUCCAGGAGAAGCAGCGCGCGACGCUGGGAGGGCGCUUUAUUGAGUUCUUCCAGUGGAAGGACCACUCCAAGGAGAAGACUCAGGUGACGACCACCAUGAAACUCUACUGUGGCAUUUUGAAGCACUUCGAUGCCCAGCGGAAGUGCGGCUACAUCUACUCCCCCGACGCCGAGGCGGAUGUUGGCAAGAUGGAGAUCUAUGCGUUCAAGGACGUCUUGGAACGGGGCCAGGCGGCGGUGGGCGACGCCUUGGCAUUUCCCCUGCAUUGGUCGCCCAAGGGGCAACCGCAAGCCUCAUCGCCCUUGAUCCGAAUUGCGGCCAAGAAGAGCUAUGCACACACAGGACGACUGAAGCUGCAGGAAGACAGCAAGGCUGGCUUCAUUGAGUGUGCUGAGGUCACGCAAGUCCUGGGCCGUGAAGUCUAUGUGAGCCCUUCCAUGGCACAGACACUGACGUCAGGCUGCAAGGUGGCCUUCAAUUGCUACCUCACCUCCAUGCCGGCGGCCUUCGCACGAGCCCCGCUGGACAAAGCCAACGUCCCAGUCUGUAGCGAGCUGCUGCCGGUCGACGACGCCUUCACCCCUCCGGGGCCCGAGCUCCACGAGACGUGCACGGCCGAGGGCUUCGAGUUCCGCGGCGGCGGCGAGUGGAUGGGCGCGGGCGCGGGCGCCGGCGCGAGCAGCGCGGAGCAGGCUGGAUGA